Molecule: messenger RNA, 1324 nt
Organism: Salvelinus namaycush (lake trout)
Lineage: Eukaryota; Metazoa; Chordata; Actinopteri; Salmoniformes; Salmonidae
Gene: fhit
Product: fragile histidine triad diadenosine triphosphatase
Exons: 9
Coding region: 388-840 (150 amino acids)
Biological process (GO): negative regulation of proteasomal ubiquitin-dependent protein catabolic process; diadenosine triphosphate catabolic process; purine nucleotide metabolic process
Cellular component (GO): plasma membrane; cytoplasm; nucleus
Molecular function (GO): bis(5'-adenosyl)-triphosphatase activity; ubiquitin protein ligase binding
Source: RefSeq, a predicted model, not a curated record
GCGCCCAAUGUAUGACGUUUUAGGGAUUCAGAACGUGCAUAUAAGCGUAUGUGGCUACACUCAUUGUGGAACUUGUAGUCACAUUAACAUGCUAGAGAGGCACUUCCAGCACCCUUGUGCAACACCAGAACUGCACUACCCAUAGAUCAUUCGGGUUAUCAAGACUGUCUCAGACACGGAAGGUAAAGAAAAGUGAGGUACUGUAGAAGAUCAGAGAGGAGUUCACACUGCAUCAAGUCUAAAAGUUGUGAUCUGCUCUGGAGUCCAGGUACACUUAUAGACAGCCUCCAUCUGUCCUUCUAUCCCUCCUUCCAUCCCUCCCUUCUCUAAUUACCAGACCCUGGGACCGUGAGAAGCAAGCGAGGUUGAAGGUCUGCAGUCAUCACCAUGUCUACAUUCCGUUUUGGACAGCACGUCAUCAAGGCCUCAGCAGUGUUUCUACAAACUGAGUUGUCCUUCGCCCUGGUCAACAGGAAGCCUGUGGUGCCUGGACAUGUGUUGGUGUGUCCUCUGCGGCCCGUUGAGCGUUUCCGAGACUUGCAUCCUGAUGAGGUGGCUGACCUCUUCACCACUACCCAGAGAGUGGCUGACCUGGUGGAGAAACACUUCCAGGCUUCCUCCCUCACCAUCGCCAUACAGGAUGGCCCUGAAGCCGGACAAACUGUGAAGCAUGUUCACGUGCAUGUCCUCCCCAGGAAGGCAGGUGACUUUGAGAGAAACGACAACGUCUAUGAUGAGCUCCAGAAGCAUGACCGUGAGAGUGAGGACGUCCCUUCCAGGUGGAGAACAGAGGGGGAGAUGGCAGCAGAGGCUUCUGAUCUCAGGAAACAAUUCAGCUAAACUCUCCGAAUCUCUAUAACGACAACUUACAAAGUUUCAAGUGAUUGUGAAGUGGAUUAUUCUUCAGUUGGCACUGUUGUUGAAAAACUUAUUUUGAACUGAACUGAUGUGGUUGAUUACAGUUCAUACAUCUUUAAAUGUAAUGUGUGACUUGUAUUAUUACCUCAGAUGUUUUUUUGUGGUGUUUUUGUUGUUCUCCUUAGAAUUUAUUGGGGUUAGACUUGUACCAGAGUUAUUGUUUUUGUUUUAUAUUCCAUGAGUGUCACAACAUGUACAUGUUGAAUUAUUCAUCAAUCGCUCUCCCUUGCAUCAGUUCUGAAUCCCACCAAAUCAGUGCUCAUAACAACAUUUAAAGGCCCUCUAAACCCCACAGUCACAGCUAUGAACAUGCACGUGGGCACCUCCAUGCAAAGCGGAGCUAAAAACGAGUGGAUAAUGAAGGUAACAUGUGGUUAAUAAAGAGGAGCAGCUGCUCUGGGAUCUG